UGUGUGCACGCGCUCAAGAUAAAUUUUGGUCCUUCGUCCGUAACCUGACAGACGCAACGAGCUUCAAAAAAAGUAUUUAAACCAGCAGUGACGCACAAAGCGUGACAGUCGCACACAGAAUGCUGAAGGUAUUUUCAUUUGUCAGCCUCAUGGCCCUGGUGACGUCAGGCGCGGUGCUGAACGAGCCGCGGCCGACGUCCAACCCCAUCAAGUUCACUGACAACUCGCAGUCUGCCGAGGAGAAGGUGAUGAGCACGUACGGCACCAGUGGCGCGCACACUCCGCACAUGAUGGUCUACAAGCCCGUCAAAUUCGACGGCGCCUCUGGAGGCUCCGCCGCCGCUGCGUCGGCGCCUCAUCCCUACACAUACGAGGCGGCGCCAUCCGGCAGCUUUGCUGUCCCAGCGUACGAGGAGCCGCCCUACCCUUACGGUGGAAAAACCGCUCACGUCUCGCCGCACAAGUUCGGUUUCGGCAAACUCGAUCUUCACAAUUCACUUUUCCGUCACGAUGGCAGCCCGUGGAAGAAAAUUGUGAAGAUUCUGACAGCAGCAAUCCCAAUUGGACUUUUCCUCGCCGCCCUCCCACCAAACGUUGUGCACAUCAAUGCAACCCAAACCGUCAAGCCCUUGGGAACGGUGCAAAAACAGCGCUCCACGGAAGACGGGCCAGUGAUUGAGAGCUUCCCUGUGUUGGAAAUGAUCGAAAAGCAUGGUGGCUUCAAGGCUCUCAACAAGGACGAGUGCGACGCAUUUUUGUUCUGCCAAAUCGCUAGGCUGGGCAAAGAAGCUAGCGCCAACUCCGUGCAGCAGGGAUUCUGGGCUGUGGCUCACGAGACGCCCGCCCCAUUGGCCGAGCUCCUCAACGUCGGAACACUGUUCAAGGCAGUGAGGGACGACGCUUGUAACUUUUAUAACUGUCCUGCUGUGUCGAAGGAGGAAUAGAGCAACAAAAAUAGAUCAAUAAUGUUUUAUAUGAAAAUAUAGUCAAUGAAUUAAAAUAACUUAUUCCCA
Messenger RNA from Cloeon dipterum, 1013 nucleotides. RefSeq lists its product as uncharacterized. The transcript is spliced from 5 exons. NCBI's taxonomy places the organism in Eukaryota, Metazoa, Arthropoda, Insecta, Ephemeroptera, Baetidae. Bases 120 to 944 code for a protein of 274 amino acids. The record is from RefSeq and is a predicted model, not a curated record.